Impatiens glandulifera is the source of this 1031-nucleotide messenger RNA. Its product is annotated as dof zinc finger protein DOF3.5. The record is from RefSeq and is a predicted model, not a curated record. Bases 28 to 927 code for a protein of 299 amino acids. The transcript has a single exon. NCBI's taxonomy places the organism in Eukaryota, Viridiplantae, Streptophyta, Magnoliopsida, Ericales, Balsaminaceae. Gene Ontology annotation, molecular function: DNA binding; DNA-binding transcription factor activity. Gene Ontology annotation, biological process: regulation of DNA-templated transcription.
UCCUUCCACACUCUCUAAAACAAUAAGAUGUAUUCAGCAACAGAAGCUAAUGGUGGCGGCGCCGGCGAUGAUGAUCGGAUCCAAAUUCUAUGUCAAACUAGGCCAUGUAUCGGCCAAGAACGGCGAUGGAAACCCAAUGUGGAAAUAGCUCCAAAUUGCCCAAGAUGUGCUUCAUCAAACACUAAAUUUUGUUAUUACAAUAAUUACAGUCUUUCUCAGCCAAGGUACUUUUGUAAAUCUUGCCGGAGAUAUUGGACCAAAGGUGGCUCCCUCCGUAAUGUUCCGGUUGGUGGUGGAUGUCGGAAAAGCCGCCGUUCAAAGGCUGCCGGAAACAGGGGAUCUAAUUUGCCUGGAUCCACUAAUAGCAUGGGCCAAGCUAACGGAGAUCCAUCUAUAAACGGGUCGGAUGGACCCGACAUAGAUUUGGCUGCGGUUUUCGCUAAAUUUCUAAAUGACAGUCCAGACGGGGAUCAGAAUCCAGGGUUUUCCGGUGGUUCUGGGUCGGACACGUUUCCGGAAAUUCAAGAUGAUGCAACCGGAGGAGGGAUGAUGAUGAUGGGGGAUGUUGACCCGGUUUGGGAUUCGGGUCGGGUAUUUGAAGGGAUGGUACCGGAUAUGGGUCAUGAUAAUCAAAGUGAAUUAGGAAUGUUUGGAAUUGGUGAGGAUGAUGGGUUUAAUCCUGUGUGUUUGCAGAGUAUGUUAAGUGAUGAGAUAAUGAAUACGGGUCAAGAUAUUUUAUGGCAUGAUCCAAUAAAUGUGGCAAGUUUUGGGUGGGAAUUGCCUAUGGUUGGAGGGCAACAACAGCAGUUUCAAGACUUUGGUGCAUUACCGUCUGAUGAAGGCGAUCAGAUGGCUAAGAUUUCAUCAAGUGAUCAAAAUUGGGGCUUGUUUGAUCUUUCAGGAUUUGAAGUCUUUUCAGGGCCUUGAAAUGGAAACCUUUUUAUUCAAGGUUUCUUUUCUUUACCUCUCAUUUUACACUAUCAUUUAAAGGCUUAGUUUGGUUCCACCUCAAACCUUCGUCGCAACCGGAG